AUGGCUGGCCCGAACCACACCAUAUCCCCCGUCGAAAGCUCAGAUCUUGCCUUUCUAUCGAAAUUCAUACACUCCGCAAAGCUUUCUCUAAGCAUCAAUCGUCUUCUGUAUCAGCCGUGGCCCAAUGAUCCUGUCCAGGAAAAGCAGUACACAGGAGCUGUCGAAGGUGCAUUUGCGGACUCCUCGAUGGAAUGUUUCAAGGCGACUGAUGGUGACUCAAAUGCGAUCAUCGGCUACAUUGUCCUGGCGAGGAAGACGGCAACCAAAGGAGACUCAAUGGCCCCUGCCCAGUCCGCAGACAAUGGGCACAAUGUCCCGGAGGGAAUGAACCCUGGUGUCCUUGCAGAAGUAUCUGCGGCGAACAUAGCCAUAAGCAAGGCAACGGAAAAUAUUGACCGUUAUGAAUUGGUCUACUUGUGCGUCGAGCCAUCAUACCAACGACAAGGUGUAGGCUCCAGCUUACUCCAGCUUGGAUUUGACCGAGCUAGAGCAGAGGCCAUUCCACUUGCUACCGCUGCGGAGGCACCUGCAUAUGGCUUUUUCGAUAAACUUGGGUUCAAAGAAACAAGGCACGUAGAUAUUGAUCUACGAAAAUACGCACCAGAAAAUAGCGGAUUUGGGAUCUUCCGGCUUACUGGUAUUAUUUGGAAGCCAUGA
Messenger RNA from Penicillium argentinense, 657 nucleotides. RefSeq names its product GNAT family N-acetyltransferase. The record is from RefSeq and is a predicted model, not a curated record. NCBI's taxonomy places the organism in Eukaryota, Fungi, Ascomycota, Eurotiomycetes, Eurotiales, Aspergillaceae. Gene Ontology annotation, molecular function: acyltransferase activity, transferring groups other than amino-acyl groups. The transcript has 2 exons. The coding region runs from base 1 to 657 and encodes 218 amino acids.